UCCGCCCGGCUCCGGAUCACGUGGCGGUUGCCGGAGGCAGAGACUAGAGAGGAGAGAAAAAAAAAAGCGCCUCAUUCCUUCUUCCACCGCCAUACUGUAUUUUAUAGUAACUCUCAUUUUUAUUCCUCCCUUUUACUCCCGCUCGGUGAGUACCUUUCUGCUGACAUUCUUGUCCUCCUUUUUUGUCCUGUUUUUUUUUUUUUUCUUCCUUUUGGUUUUUUUUUUUUUUUUUUUUUUUUUUUUUUUUCUUCCUCUUUGAUUAUUGUUUAAAUGGAUUUGAUCUUUUGCUGAUGACAAGUUUUUUUCCUAGCAUGCGAUGGUUACUAAACUGUGAGCAAAAGGUGCUGCUGGGGCCGGGAGUCACUGGGAAUGAAAAAUGAUUAUAUUAAUAACACAGACUUGCCAGUCCAGCAACAACUGAUAUACAUUUAGUAGCUAUAUAUCUAUAUAUGCAACUGGUUUUGUUGUGGCACGGAAAAGAGAUGUGAAAUAUGAUGCUUAUUUUUUAAAGAUAAGAGAAAAGGCAUGUUUCUAACUCUUUUUGCAGAGGAUUUUUUUCUGGUGUUGUUUUAUUUUUAUUUUUGGGUGUUUUUUUAAAGGGCUUUUUUUUUUCCUUAAAGAGAUGGGAAUUGCAAAUGCAUUUUACAGCAGUGUUUACACAGAGUUUGUAAUCUUGCAAUACUGGUGGAAGCCACAGAGCAAGAUGUUAAUUUUAUUAUUUUUGUUACUGUUUCUUUUUCUUUUUCUUUUUUUUUUUUUUUAACAGUGCAACCAGCAGGGUUUUUUGGUUUUCCUCUUCUUCAGUUUUUGAUGCCUGUUUAUAAUGUGAAACUUUUCUUGCAGCAUGUUGCAGUCAUCAUUUUUAAAUACUUUUUUUCCUCCCUAAAGAUAACAAAGCAAAACAGAAAGCCAAAGAGAUGAUCCUUACUUUUGCACAUUUUGCACCUUCACUUUUUAUUCUUUUGCCAGCAGUGUUUUAUGAUGGUUAUUGUUAUCAUGAUGAUGAUGGUGAUAGAUAUAUACAUAUAUACAAAUAAAUACAUUUUCAAAUGAUGGCAGUGGAAGGUUUUCCUGGAGAAUGAAGUGCGGUUUGGUUUCCUUGUCAACGGAAGAUGAAGUGAACAACUGAACAUCUCCCCAGUGCAGGUUUAAAGCCAAGUGAUCCAACCAUGACUGGCAAAACACAGACGAGCAAUGUCACCAAUAAGAACGACCCAAAGUCCAUCAAUUCCAGAGUCUUCAUCGGUAAUCUGAACACAGCUAUUGUCAAAAAAGGUGACAUCGAAGCAAUCUUUGCAAAGUACGGGAAGAUCGUGGGCUGCUCGGUGCAUAAAGGUUAUGCCUUCGUACAGUACAUGAGCGAGAGGCAUGCCAGGGCCGCGGUGGCAGGAGAGAAUGCCAGGAUCAUUGCAGGGCAGCCACUAGAUAUCAACAUGGCAGGAGAACCAAAACCAUACAGACCAAAACCUGGCAACAAGCGGCCUCUUUCAGCACUUUACAGACUUGAAUCAAAGGAGCCUUUCCUGUCCGUUGGUGGUUAUGUCUUUGAUUAUGAUUACUACAGAGAUGAUUUCUACAAUCGGUUGUUUGAUUACCAUGGCCGUGUCCCCCCACCGCCCCGUGCAGUGAUUCCACUCAAACGUCCUCGGGUGGCUGUGACAACAACUCGUAGAGGCAAAGGGGUUUUCUCCAUGAAGGGAACAUCACGGUCCACUUCAAGUGGGGCUUCUUCCUCAGGAUCAAAAUCACCCACUCGUCUUCCCCUGCCCCUUUUGUGGAGUGAUACUGUCCUUGGAAGCAUCACUGGAAGAGGAAGAGAAAGAUCAGUGAAAUCAGAUGAGUUGCAAACAAUCAAGAAAGAAUUAACUCAAAUCAAAACAAAAAUUGACUCCUUGUUAGGGAGACUGGAAAAGAUUGAAAAGCAGCAAAAAGCUGAAGCAGUUUCUACAGAUCAAGUGAUGAAAUGUCAUGUGUGAACCCCCUGAAGGCUGAGAAGAGAAACUCUGACUUCCCCACAGAAAAUUGUGAACUGCAGUUUCUUACUGGCUGACAACACCUUUGAUUCAAUUUGUAUGAAACUCAAUUUCCUUAUUAAAAUGGACAUUAUUGUUCAAAUAUUAGAAACUCCAUUUCUUAUAUGUUCUAAGCUGUACAAUUGUCAGAUUUUUAUGGUUUAGAUUGUAAAUGUGGUUUUCUCUGGCUAAUUAUUGGUAUUAUUUUUUUAAUUUUGAUGUCUUAAAGGCCAAUGUACUGUAUCAUAAUAAUAUGAAGGACGUAUUUAACAGGUGUGGAAAACACUGUAUACAAAUGUAUAUUUCUAAAAGCUAUUUUUAUGAUUAGCACGUUUACUGUUUUACCAUAUUUAGAGUCAGGUGAUAUUGCCCUUCUUUGUUUACCGCUUAGUUCAAACAAGACCAUUUUGAUCAGUGCCACAAUUAAAUACAUUGUAUGGUAUUUCCCAUUAUUUUAUUCAAUUUAUUUGUCAUUGGAAAUAAUUACAUUUGGUAAUAGAAUAGCUUCUAAAAAGUGAAAAUGUCAAAAUAAGAGAGCAAUCCUUGAUAAACUGUAAAUUGCAUCCUCCUGUAAAUCCUCUUCUUCAGAUAAACCCUCUCUGUGAUGCCAUUCAUCAGACAGCUGUUACAGCUGUUCUUGCAAAUCUUUAAAGGCAGUUUGUUGCUGCCAUAUGGAAAGUCAGUCAGUCUCCUGUCUAGCCAGAAAAAUUACUUAUAGCCUGCCAAUAUCUGACAGCCUGAGUUAGCCUACUUACUACUUUUUGGGUUCUUUUCUGGCAGUAAUCUUUCCACCCGCAAACUCCUAAGGCUCUCCUAAAAGCCUGAAGUUCGAAUAAUUAUUAUUACAGAUGUAGGGGGAAUCUCAGUAUAGAAUUUUAUAAAAAAUCAUAUUUCCUUUCAAACA
This is a messenger RNA of Camarhynchus parvulus, 2916 nucleotides long. It is a transcript of the gene RALYL, whose product is annotated as RALY RNA binding protein like. NCBI's taxonomy places the organism in Eukaryota, Metazoa, Chordata, Aves, Passeriformes, Thraupidae. Gene Ontology annotation, molecular function: RNA binding. Bases 1170 to 1976 code for a protein of 268 amino acids. Gene Ontology annotation, cellular component: nucleus. The record is from RefSeq and is a predicted model, not a curated record. The transcript has 9 exons.